UCAGUGUUGGUAAAUCGCGCAAGUGUAGUAUUUGUUUAUUUUCAUGCACAGCAAUUAAGGGAAAUGCUGAAAGUUGUAAACAAUAGUACAAAAUGUGCAGAAAUCUAUUGCAACGCAUUAGUUCCGCCGACAUAUAACAUUCUUUGCAUAUGUGGCAAAUAUAUUGAUGAGUAUUUCUCAUUUUGCGAGCAUUUUUACAAUGAACAUUUGCUCAAACAACAAGAUGUGGGAAAUCAAGGAGAUAAAGAGGAGGACGAAGAUCAGACUCUCGAAACUGAAGUGUGUCUUGAGGAACCACUGCUUCAGCUGCCCUCCUCUUCAGACUGUGAAGACGACACGCUUACUGACAACCAGGAGACGAGUUCGAGGCCAGAACGACGCGCGUACAAGGAACGCAACAAACCCAACACGUGCAGCUAUUGUGGACGGAUAUUUCAACGACGUCAUCUGCUGGACACACACCUCAACAUACACACGGGUAGCAAGCCACAUCAAUGCCACAAGUGUGGCAAACAGUUUCGAGCCAUCACCACAUUAACGCGUCACUUGCGAACGCACGAAAAGCGCCAGGAGCAUCAACAAUGUAAGCAUUGCGACAAACAAUUCACGCAUCGCAGUGCUUUAGUUAGCCACGAGAUGCGGCACACUCAGGUGCGUCGCUGGGCAUGUAGCAUCUGCGACAAAAGCUUCUAUACGCGCAAUCAAAUGGACACUCAUCAACGCAAAUUGCACGCUAAAUUAGCUGAAGAGACUGCUGACAACGCCUCUGGUCACUUGCCUUUUUCUUGUGAGCUUUGUGGGAAUAGUUAUCGCAGCGCUUCCAUGCUGAGCACGCAUAAGUUAAAGAAACACUAUCGUUUGGCUAAAUACGCAUGUGAGCAAUGUGAUAGGAAGUUUGUGGAUGCUGAGCGCUUGCAGCAGCAUCAACUAAUUCAUAAAAAGCCUGAAAUCGUAAUAAAAUAACAUAUUUUUUGUUAACUAAUGCAGUUAAUAUUCACCUUAAAGAUUU
Messenger RNA from Drosophila sulfurigaster albostrigata, 1009 nucleotides. Its product is annotated as zinc finger protein 98-like. Lineage: Eukaryota; Metazoa; Arthropoda; Insecta; Diptera; Drosophilidae. The transcript has a single exon. The record is from RefSeq and is a predicted model, not a curated record. The coding region runs from base 64 to 963 and encodes 299 amino acids.